Messenger RNA from Ostrinia nubilalis (European corn borer), 825 nucleotides. RefSeq names its product THAP domain-containing protein 5-like. The transcript has 5 exons. Bases 358 to 825 code for a protein of 155 amino acids. Lineage: Eukaryota; Metazoa; Arthropoda; Insecta; Lepidoptera; Crambidae. The record is from RefSeq and is a predicted model, not a curated record.
AACUUUUCUGUCGUUUACGUUGAGUUGAUUAAGUUCCUCCGUAUCGGGCGUGAUAAAGUUUGCUGUUCAGUGUUAUGUUUUUUGUGAGAUAGAGACUCUUUUAAAUAAGCUGUGUUUCAACUUCUACAGAAGUUUAAACUCUUAUUUACUUUUCUGUUUAAUGGGUAUGUUAUCUACUUACUUGAAAUAUUAGAUCUAUUACAAAUCUAUUAUUCAUUAAAAACAACCCUAUGUGAUGAAAAUGUAAAUGUACUUUCAAAACUGGUAAAUGCAUGAACCAGGGCAUUGACACUGGUUGGAGAGAAAUUAUAGGCUUUGUUUAAUUAAUACCUAUUUCAUUUUAGGCUUCUACUGAUAAUGGAGAGUAGAAACAACAAGAAGUGCGUUAUUUGUAAUAAGAGGCGAAGUCGUGGUGGAUCACCCUUACUUUUGAGUAGGUUUCCUCUGGAUUCUGACCGUUGUCGAAUGUGGGUUAAAAAUGCUGGCAUAGAAGACUUAGCAUAUGUACCUAUUGAAAAGUUACACCAACUGAAGUUUGUUUGUGGUGGGCACUUCACUCCUGAAUCCUUCAAUGCCAAAGGAACUCGGCUGAAGAACUCAGCUAUUCCAACACUGGAAUUGAGCAAUCCCAUCUUGCCAGAUGAAGUUUUGACAGAGUUUCCUCUUCAUGUAAAAGACUCCAAUAAAGAAAACCUCAAGACAGUUCUUUAUGAUCAUUCAUAUUGCAUUCCAAAGAAGUCAAAUCCAGUUGAACGAGUUCCCCUUACAACUACAACCGUUGGUAGUAGUUGUAGCGAAGUCAAGAGUGAAUUUAGACAAGCGUGA